Maudiozyma saulgeensis is the source of this 693-nucleotide messenger RNA. NCBI's taxonomy places the organism in Eukaryota, Fungi, Ascomycota, Saccharomycetes, Saccharomycetales, Saccharomycetaceae. The record is from the annotation of a GenBank genome assembly.
AUGUCGUUAUUUACAAAACAUGAAUAUCAGCAUGAUUUAAUUAAACAGUUAUUAAUAGCAAGUCAGCUAAUAAUUUUUAUUCGAUUUAUUAAAGAUCGUUCGGUUUUAUUAGCAUGUAUCAAUCUUUCCAUCCUUGGAAUAAUUAUGCUUAUAUCACAAAUUAUUGACCACCAAUAUGAGCUUAGUAAUACAACAACAAAUGUAUUAACUUCAAUAUCACAUUUAUCAUCCGAACCUGAUCAUAUUGUUGUACGGAAUACAGUAAAUAAAUUAAUGGAUAAUUUACAAACAAUGAUAUUAUUCCAAAUGUUAUAUUCAAAUUGGUAUCAUUGGUCAAUAACAUAUCAGAAUCCAGAAAUUAGAUAUAAGACAAUUUUUUUAUUUUUAAUUGAUGAUUGGUUUUCAUUAAAUUCAUAUCCAACAUUGUUCUCCAUAGUAUUAGAUAUAUCAUUAUUAAUUAUACAACUAAUAAUGAUCAAUAUUCAGAAUAAUCGUAUAUUUGUAACAAAUACUGAAACUUCAAACGAUCAUCAAGAUAAUCAAACGGUAUUAGCCUUUUUAACAAACAGUUACUAUGAUUCAUAUCAUCAUGAUUCAAUAAUAUCAACCACUACAAGGGAACCUACACAGGAACCAUUGCUCCAAGAACAUACUGACCCACCAGUAGCCAACUAUGGCACAACAACAAGUUAA